Phialemonium atrogriseum is the source of this 2407-nucleotide messenger RNA. RefSeq names its product P-loop containing nucleoside triphosphate hydrolase protein. The record is from RefSeq and is a predicted model, not a curated record. The transcript is spliced from 7 exons. Bases 1 to 2172 code for a protein of 723 amino acids. Lineage: Eukaryota; Fungi; Ascomycota; Sordariomycetes; Cephalothecales; Cephalothecaceae. Gene Ontology annotation, cellular component: microtubule; cytoplasm; membrane. Gene Ontology annotation, molecular function: microtubule binding; GTPase activity; GTP binding.
AUGGGGUCCAUCGUCACCGAUAGUGUCGGAAGCUCUGGCGUGGCUGGAGAAUCUCACGGCGGUCUGGGCAACCAGUCUCUGCUUGACAAGAUUGACAAACUCCGAGAGCUGAACCUUGGCAACAUUGUGCCUCUUCCUCAGCUUGUUGUCGUCGGUGACCAGUCCUCCGGAAAGUCAUCUGUCCUCGAGAGCUUGACGGGCUUCUCGUUCCCUCGUGCUUCUGGUCUCUGCACUCGCUAUGCCACCCAAAUCACCUGUCGUCGGGAAUCGCAGAAGGGCGUGGCCAUCUCCAUCAUCCCGCGAUCCUCCGCCACUCCCGCCGAGAAAGAGCGCAUGAAAAAGUUUCACACGUUUGUGACCGACCUCUCCGCGGGUGAGCUUGCCGAUGUGUUUGAGGAUGCCAACCGGGCAAUGGGCAUUCGUCCCAUUGACGACGAUGGAUAUGGUCUGGAGCCGCUGAGUACAUUUAGUGAAGACAUCCUCAAGAUUGAAAUCAGCGGUCCCGAGCAAAACCACCUCACUGUCAUCGACGUGCCUGGCAUUUUCAGGACCGCAACACCCGGCCUUACUACCGAGUCCGACAUCCCUCUCGUUCGUGACAUGGUCAAGCGCUACAUGAAGGACUCGAGAACAAUUAUUCUUGCCGUCGUUCCAUGCAAUGUCGAUAUCGCAACCCAAGAGGUCCUCGAGCUCGCGAGGGAGGCGGACCCUUCCGGCAUCCGUACCAUGGGUGUUCUGACCAAGCCGGAUCUCGCCAUUGAACGAGUGAUGCAGCAAGCUGUGCUGGACCUUGUCAUCGGGAAGCGCAAUGACCUCCGCUUGGGGUAUUGCGUCGUGAAAAACCGCCGCGGAGACGAUACGAAGUCAUCCCUGAGGGAGUGCCAUGCCCAGGAGAAGAGCUUCUUCAGGAACGAGCCGUGGACCAGUAUUGCCUCGAUGGAUCGGACUGGUGUGGAAUCACUCAAGCAGCGCCUUAGCGAGCUCCUGAUGGAUAUCUCGCGGAGAGAAUUCCCGCAGGUCAAGGCCGAUAUAAACAAGAAACUGGCCCAGUACCGCGAGAAGCUUCACGUCAUGGGACCCUCGAGAAGCGACUCCAAUGCUCAACGGCUGUAUCUGGGAAAGAUAGCCACCCAAUUCCAAAGGAUUGCAAACUACGCACUCAAUGCGUACUAUACUGACGAUCCCAUAUUCUCAGAGCAGCCAGACUUGAGGCUGAUCACCAGGGUUAUCGAACUGAAUGAAGUCUUCUCCAACGUCUUCUGGGAGAAGGCCCACACCAGAGUUUUCCACUCAGACAGCGGGAAAGAUAGUGAUGAGAAUCAAUUCGGCGCGGACAAGGUGGGGUUCCGUAUUCCCAUCGACGAAUACCCAGAACUUCACGAUAUCAUCCUCACGGAUGAAUUUGAGUGUCCCGACCCGGACGACUCCUCCCUCAUGGACCGCAUCGAGGAAGUCUUCAACAGUAGCCGCGGGCCGGAACUUGGAACAUUUGGCGGUUCCAUUCUCGCGACCAUAUUCAAAGAGCAGUCGGAGAAGUGGGAGCAACUGGUACUUUCGCACGUCAGCAACGCCAUCGUGCUGGUCCACCACUUCAUCACCAAGCUCCUCGAGGCGACGUUCCCGGAGAAGCAGGUGCGCGAGGAGUUCUGGGACAACAUCCUCCUCGACAAGCUCUGCGACGCCUACACGGCCGCCAUGAAGCACGCCCGCUUCCUCCUGGCCAUCGAGCGGGAGGGCAAGCCCACGACGUACAACCACUACUUCAACUCCAACCUGCAGAGCGGCCGCAUCAAGCGCCUGCAAGACAACCUCAAGAACAUGGCCGCGGGCGAGGAGGUCAAGCUCUCGACCAUGGACCUCCUGCGGCGCUUGACGAUCGACAAGAGCAACGCCACGCAGGUGCGCGAGGACAUCCACGACAUCCUGGCGAGCUACUACCGCGUGGCCCGCAAGCGCUUCGUCGACGUCGUCUGCCAGCAGGUUGUCGACCACUUCCUCCUCACGGGGCCCGACAGCCCGCUCCGCGCCCUAGGCCCGGACCUCGUCAUGGCCCUCGGCGACGCCCAGCUCGAGAACAUCGCCGGCGAGGACGCGGGCUCCAGGCGCCAGCGUCAGAUCCUCGGCUCCGAGAUCCAGAGCCUCGUGGAGGCGGUUAGGGUUCUGAAGGGUUAAGGAGGGAGUAAGUGGGACUUUGGUGUUUUGCCUCUUUUGUGCUUCUUUUUUGCCGCGUUUGGGGUUCGUUUGGUUCUCUUCGCCGUUUUCGUUUCUAGAGAAACCCAAAUGCCCGGUAGAUCGUUUCCUCUCUCCUUAAGAUAGUCAAAUACUCAUGCUUAGCAAUACCUGCUCCCUCCUCGACGCUACAUAAAUCCGGAGAGUGCUGGUAUGUUACUGCACUUCGUUCUCAGAG